Cynara cardunculus var. scolymus (artichoke) is the source of this 1829-nucleotide messenger RNA. Its product is annotated as proline-rich receptor-like protein kinase PERK4. Gene Ontology annotation, biological process: protein phosphorylation. The record is from RefSeq and is a predicted model, not a curated record. The coding region runs from base 1 to 1671 and encodes 556 amino acids. The transcript has 7 exons. Lineage: Eukaryota; Viridiplantae; Streptophyta; Magnoliopsida; Asterales; Asteraceae. Gene Ontology annotation, molecular function: protein kinase activity; ATP binding.
AUGGCUCCGGCCCCAAAGACUUCUCCGGCCCCAAAGACUGCUCCGACCCCAAAAAAGACCUCGCCGCAAUCUCCACGUUCGAGCUCCUCCUCACCACCACCUACUACUCGACCGCCUUCUCCUAAAUCACGGCCACCACCUUCCCCUUCUGAUUCAUUAUCACCUAAAAACAGUAGAGGAUAUUCACCUCCAUCAGAAACAUCAUCUACCCCCAGCCCUCCUAAGGUUCGUCCAACACGUGGCAAUGCUUCUAACAAAUCACCUUCAAGUCCUUCCAGCAAGUUAAACAAUCCUUCAAGCCGAAAAUCACCCUCUAAAUCAUUCACCGACUCCUACUCGAUAUCAAAUUCUACUACAAACAGUAGUCUAACAAUCAUUGGUGGAAUAGCGGCAGCUGCCGCCAUUUUGCUGUUUCUUGCUAUCGUCAUUGUUUGUGUUCUAUGCAACAGGAAAAAGAAGAAACCUUACUAUCUUCCUGAAGAACCCCCAGGAGUAGGUGGAGGUGGACCAUACUACAAUGGUAAAGCGGACCAUGUGGUCAAAUUCGGCACUGGUGGCGGCACUUGGGGACAGCCACCAACAAUGAACACUGGUAAUGAAUUCCGAGGGUCUAAAUUGUCAGUGGUAUCCCCGAACAUGCCUCUAGCAUUCAGCAAGAGCCAAUUCUCAUAUGAUGAAUUAGCCGCUGCCACUGGAGGGUUUUCCCAAUUCAAUCUUUUGGGACAAGGGGGUUUCGGGUAUGUGAACAAAGGGGUGUUGCCUAAUGGGAAGGAGGUCGCUGUAAAGAGCUUAAAAGCAGGCAGUGGACAAGGUGAGCGAGAGUUUCAGGCAGAGGUUGAGAUCAUUAGUAGGGUCCACCAUCGCUAUCUUGUUUCACUUGUCGGAUAUUGUAUUAGUGACGAACAAAGAAUGCUUGUCUAUGAGUAUGUUCCUAAUAAGACCUUGGAGUUCCAUCUUCACGGAAAGGGUCCUGUCAUGGAUUGGCGAACUAGAGUGCAUAUUGCACUUGGAUCUGCCAAAGGACUUGCUUAUCUCCAUGAAGAUUGUCAUCCUUCAAUCAUCCAUAGGGACAUCAAAUCUGCCAACAUUCUCCUUGACCAUAAUUAUGAAGCAAAGGUUGCUGAUUUUGGAUUGGCUAAACUAACUUCUGCAAAUGACACUCAUGUCUCAACUCGCGUGAUGGGGACCUUCGGGUACUUAGCUCCAGAGUAUGCUUCGAGUGGGAAGCUAACGGAGAAGUCUGAUGUUUUCUCAUUUGGGGUCAUGUUGUUGGAGAUAUUGACAGGAAGGAAGCCCGUUGAUCCCUCAAGUGACGACAUGGAUGACAGUUUGGUAGAUUGGGCGAAGCCACUGAUCGCCAAUGCGAAGAAAGAUGGAGACUACAGCAAGCUCGUGGACCCACACUUGGAAGGUAACUAUGAUAACGACGAGAUGGCACGAAUGGCUUCUUGUGCUGCUGCUGGUGUCCGUCAUUCUGCUAAGAGGCGUCCCAAGAUGAGCCAGAUUGUGCGUGUGUUGGAAGGGGUUGCAUCGUUAGAUAGCCUGGACAAGAAGGCUACAAGCCGAGGCUCCAUUUUGGACAGCAGCAAUGAGUUAAGAGAUUACGACGCAAUGACCUACAACGAUGACAUGAUGAAGUUCGGGACGGGAAGUUCUGGAGCCCCGAGAUAAACACUGUAAAACUUAUGUUUUUAGGAGAGUCGUUAAUUAAGGGCAAGGAAAGGGGUUAGUGAUAGCUACGUACGAGUUGAUUUUUCAAAAUUGACAUUAAAGAAUGUACCAUUUGUAGUUGGGAGAUUAUUCCUCCGAGGAAAUCAAGUCACUUAGUA